GAGCAUUUGCGGGUUAGAUAGGCGAGGGGGGUAGCGAAAUCGAGGUGAGGGAGGUACUUCGACAAACCAAUGACUUCGGUACAUUUCGGUUACGUUCGGUAAUAUUCGACGCGUGCAGUCGUGCAGAGAGCAGAUGGUUCCACAACUAUCAUGUAACCUGCGUCUCUCACGUGUAAAAUACGUAUCGAUUUCGCUAAAUACGUUAUUAUUUCUAACCAUUAUUAAAUAAUCAUGAGUUGUUGCAUUGUUGUUGGAUGCAAAAAUCGCAGCGUAAAAAAGAAUUACAAACAAGAAAUGGAAGAAGCUAAAAAUAAAAAGUUUUCGUUUCAUUUAUUGCCACAGAAUAUUGAAAGAAAAAUUAAGUGGCUUGAAGCCAUAAAUUUAAAAAAUUAUAUUCCCCGAAAAACAGCAGCUGUUUGUUCUGCUCAUUUUAGAGAAGACAAUUAUGAACAAAAUUACUCGAUUCGUAAAUUGAAAAAAGAUGCCGUUCCAUACUUGCUGGAAGAACAAUCAGAGAAUCAAGAAAGAAUACAAAAUCAAGAAACAAAACGUGUUAAAAAAAGCAUAGAACAUCAUACAGCUGAUUCUGCUUCUUCCGUAGCUAUAGCUGAAAUCGAGCCUUUGCCUUCUCAUACAGCUGGUUCUUCUUCUGCUACAACUGAAAUCGAGCCUUCGCCUUCUCAUACAGCUGGUUCUUCUUCCGCUACAACUGAAAUCGAGUUUUCGCCUUCUCAUAUAGCUGGUUCUUCUUCCGCUACAACUGAAAUCGAGUUUUUGCCUUCUCAUAUAGCUGGUUCUUCUUUCGCUACAGCUGAAAUCGAGUCUUCGCCUUCUCAUAUAGCUGACAUUAGCAACGAAAGAAAUGAAGACAGAACGGAAAUGAUGAUAUCUAGUACUAUAGUGCAGGACUGUUCGAGCAUAUCCAAUACAAUGAUAGAUCCUUCGACUCGGGCACCUAAUAUAAUGGUGGAUCGUUCAACUAGCGUCUCUCCUGAUAGAAUAGUCAACUCGCCAACAAAAACUCGAAUACGAGAGUUUUAUACACAUGAAACAAAGAUUUUAAAACGAAAAUUGGCUGCCAGUGAUUUUGAUAAGAAAAAAUUACAACACAAACUGAAGUCUUUGAAGAGUCUUUUAAAAGAAUUACGAACGAAAAAUCUUAUAACAGCAGAAGACAGUGAUAUAUUACAACAUUUGGAUGCAGAUAUGCAAGAAGUAAUUAAACGAGAUAUAAGAAAACAACAAAAAUUGCCCGUUCGUAGAAUAUAUAAAGCUAACUUACGACAAUUUGCUUUAUCGUUGCAUUAUUAUUCACCAAAAGCAUAUAAUUAUGUUUGUAAAAAAUUUCAUAAUAAUUUAACCAUACAUACAUUUAUAAGAAAUCUCUGUCUAUAAAAUACAAAAAAAGUAUCGUUUAUAGUUAAUAAGAAAAUAGUUAAUAAGAAACUUAUGUAUAAUACUACAUUUUAUAGUUAAUAAGAAACAUGUGUAUAAUACUACAUUUUAUGUAUUUAUAUUUUAUGCAUAACAAUAAUAAAUUUAUAUAUUUCUUGGA
Molecule: messenger RNA, 1555 nt
Organism: Wasmannia auropunctata (little fire ant)
Lineage: Eukaryota; Metazoa; Arthropoda; Insecta; Hymenoptera; Formicidae
Exons: 4
Coding region: 232-1395 (387 amino acids)
Molecular function (GO): sequence-specific DNA binding
Source: RefSeq, a predicted model, not a curated record